GCUGCCCCCAGGGUUCAGGGCGGGGGAGCCGCGGCACUCUCGCUUUCCUGAUAAUCCCGGGCUUCUGUGCUCACCUUGUCUUCCUCGGGCCACCCCAGCAGACAUGUUUGCCAAGGCCUUUCGGGUCAAGUCCAACACGGCCAUCAAGGGGUCAGACAGCCCUCUGUCAGCAGACCUGGGGCGGGGGCCUAAGGUUACAGCCCGAGAAGGGACCCCAGGGUGCAAGGAUUNUGCUUUCCCCACCCUUGGAACCGAUCAGGUCUCUGAUUUAGUACCUGGAAAGGAGGAGCUCAACAUUGUGAAGCUGUAUGCUCACAAAGGGGAUGCAGUGACUGUGUACGUGAGUGGCGGUAACCCCAUCCUAUUUGAACUGGAGAAAAAUCUAUAUCCAACAG
Galeopterus variegatus (Sunda flying lemur) is the source of this 395-nucleotide messenger RNA. Its product is annotated as eukaryotic translation initiation factor 2D-like. The annotation marks the transcript as partial. The record is from RefSeq and is a predicted model, not a curated record. Gene Ontology annotation, molecular function: translation initiation factor activity. Gene Ontology annotation, biological process: formation of translation preinitiation complex. The transcript has 3 exons. Lineage: Eukaryota; Metazoa; Chordata; Mammalia; Dermoptera; Cynocephalidae.